GAAGAAGGAGCAUCCACAUAUUGGAAGGAAGAGAAUCAUUAACAUGGCGUCUUCUUUCUCACUUGUUUUGUCCCUGUUUCUGUCUCUACUCGUCAUCCUCCCUGUCGCCCACUCCGCCGGUCAUCCAGGAGCAUCCCUGACCCACCAUGGGGGGCGCCUCCUCACUGGCAACGUGAAUGUUGGAAUCCUAUGGUAUGGCCCCAUUCCUAGGGUGCAGAAGAGAGCCAUUCUCUCCUUCCUCAGGUCCCUGAACGCCAAUGUCGGCGCCCAGCCUCAAGUGUCAUCAUGGUGGCAAAUCGUGGAGAGCUACCAAACAUUUGCCAGAAGGCCCACUGGAGGCAGGAUCACUGUGAAGGUGGUAAACCAAGUGUAUGAUCCUAACUACUCUCUCGGGAAGGUUUUGAUCAAAGAUUUCAUCAAGCCGCUCCUCCCCAAGGCAACCGGGGGAAAGCCAAACACCCUUGCUAUCAUCGUUGCCCCCAAGGGUGUCACCGUCCAAGACAUGUGUGCCGGAUCAUGCGCACAACAUGGUCUCAUAGGGAAUCAAGCAUAUGUUGCGGUGGGGGAUCCAGAAGAGGAGUGUCCUGAAUGUGCAUUUCCAUUUUUGAAGACACAUGGUGGUGCGCCGGUGAAACCACCGAGCGGAAAUGUGGGAGCCGAUGCUAUGGUGAAGUUAUUGGCGGGAGGUCUGGCCGGAGCUGUGACUAAUCCUUAUGGGGAUGGGUUCUAUGCUACUGGACGCGGAGACAUGCUCCUUGAAGCCACAUCCGUGUGCCCUGGUGGAGUGUUCAAUGCUCACGGCGUGAAGGGUAGAAACUUUGUGCUUCCUGCAAUAUGGAACCCCAAAACAUCAUCAUGCUAGAAUCCUCUCUAGUUAGCUAAGGCUUUAUUCCAUGUCUCUUCCUUCCUUUAUUUAUUUUAUAUUGUUUCUAAGUGAAACAAAUUUUUGAAAGUAUAAUAAAGUCAUGAUGAUACAUAUGUAAAGUCUCUACAUAAAUGGUACGGUGUUUCUUCCAUAAA
Messenger RNA from Lotus japonicus, 1020 nucleotides. Its product is annotated as protein EXORDIUM-like 2. The record is from RefSeq and is a predicted model, not a curated record. Lineage: Eukaryota; Viridiplantae; Streptophyta; Magnoliopsida; Fabales; Fabaceae. The transcript has 2 exons. The coding region runs from base 44 to 862 and encodes 272 amino acids.